AUGGCCCCAUCCGCUUGCAAUCCUCACACGGAGGAGGAGACCAACAUCGCCCGCGAUGUUGUCGUCUCAUGUCAUCCCAACACCGUCAUUGACUUUCACGAGAUCUACUUGUUGGAACCUCCCAAGUACCGUAUUAUUGGGUCCGAUAAGAUCCCAUCAUACGAAGAGGCCGUAAUUGACGUGGAAAACCGAAAAUGUGUCAAGCACAAGGUUGUGGCGAAACCAAAUCACGCAGCCCUCACACUGUUUGACAUCCUCGUGGAGCGAUGCUUUGCCUCCCCUCUGUUCAAACAAGCUCUAGCGGGUUCGACCUUCCUGAAGGCUUCGAAGUUGUCAUCGAGCCUUAGCCCUUUGCAAAAGGCCAGUGACGAUAAUUUCUACUCCCUACCCUCUGCCUGGCUAUCCACUGCAAUGGAUGUUGCGCACACCCAGGAAAUCAUCCGGGUUGAUCAAUCCCGGCUGCAAGGGAGAAGGUCACGACCGGGGAAUAUUAUCGGGGCACUGCAAAAGCAUCGUUAUGUACCCACGGAACUGCUGCUUACAGGCACACGGAAGGAUCUGAAGCCGUUGAACGUGAAACAGCCUAUGAAGGGCCGUCAUUCCGGGUUUACAAACGAAUCGCUGGUCGAGUGGCGGUGGAGAUUCGCGCAGCUGUCCCCGUGA
This is a messenger RNA of Aspergillus tanneri, 663 nucleotides long. RefSeq lists its product as uncharacterized. The record is from RefSeq and is a predicted model, not a curated record. The transcript is spliced from 4 exons. Gene Ontology annotation, molecular function: quinone binding; primary methylamine oxidase activity; copper ion binding. Gene Ontology annotation, biological process: amine metabolic process. NCBI's taxonomy places the organism in Eukaryota, Fungi, Ascomycota, Eurotiomycetes, Eurotiales, Aspergillaceae. The coding region runs from base 1 to 663 and encodes 220 amino acids.